Messenger RNA from Microstroma glucosiphilum, 1619 nucleotides. RefSeq lists its product as hypothetical. Gene Ontology annotation, cellular component: mitochondrial inner membrane. Gene Ontology annotation, molecular function: metalloendopeptidase activity. The coding region runs from base 130 to 1476 and encodes 448 amino acids. The record is from RefSeq and is a predicted model, not a curated record. NCBI's taxonomy places the organism in Eukaryota, Fungi, Basidiomycota, Exobasidiomycetes, Microstromatales, Microstromataceae. The transcript has 2 exons. Gene Ontology annotation, biological process: mitochondrial protein processing; protein quality control for misfolded or incompletely synthesized proteins.
CAUUGCCAUCUCCUUCCGUACCGAUCUGCUUGUCUGUGGCUCAGUCCGGCCUCACACCCUCCACAGGGGUGUCAUCAAUCUCCCGAUAGCUCCUCUGGAGCAUAAGACACGCGUUCACUCAUCGCAGCCAUGCUUCGUGGACCUGCCAGCCUAGUACGGCAGCUUGUGAGCGGAGCCCCUUUACAGCAAGCAAGAGUCCCACCCACUGCUGCUCUUCUGCAUUCACAUUCAUCAAUACCCCGAGGCAGGGCAGGCAUUCAGGCCUCAUCAUAUCGUCAAAGACGCAGUAUACGGCCACCGCAGUCUGCCAGUAGCUCAUCGAAGCCUACAGGCAGAGACGACGACCCUUACGAUGCUGAGCAAGAGAAGGAGCGGCAGCGGAUAGAGGCCAUCCGCUCUGCCAAUGAGAGAUGGCCUUCCUGGCUACCUAAGCCGGGCUCUCUGGCUCAGGCAAUGGAGGAGUCGCAAGCUCGUCAGAAGUCGAGGAAAGACAAGGACGAGGAAGAAGUAGAGCAAAUUUUUAUUCCACGGGAUUCACGGCAGCACUCCUCACAGAGACAAGCAGAUGUUGACCCACGGAGUCGGCUCGAGCAGGAGAUACGCGAACGCAUCUUCGGUCAGAGAGGUGGCAACGCUACCAGUAGGGGUCCAAUAGGCGGCGGCAGCGGUGGCUCUGGCCCGCCUCCCCAAUAUACCUGGCCGACAGCUAGCCGCUCAGGGAAGUCUCAAUCCGACAACCAGCACUGGAUUCACACACCUGGGGGCAGAGCAAUGGCACUGGUCUUUGUUGUGGGUGGAGGUAUAUACUACGUGGUCCACCUCGAGCAAGUGCCUUACACUGGUCGCAGGAGAUUCAGGGACGUCAGCGAAUCCGAAGAGGCCGACAUGGGCAAGGAGGCCUUCGAGCAAGUGAUGUCUCAAUACCGUGGCAAGAUCCUGCCCGCAAAUCACCAGUAUUCUGUGAUGGCGCGACGGGUUGCCACUCGCAUCAUUAGAGCUGCUGAAGAUCUACACGGUCUGGACUUUGCUGAUGUGGAGCAUGGGGAUGCUGCAAGUGAUCCCAACGAUACGACGUAUGCUCGUGAUUCGGUCCGCAACACCAAAUGGCAGGUCUUCGUCAUCAACGAUCCGUCCCAGACUAAUGCCUUCGUUCUGCCUGGUGGUCAGAUCUUUGUUUUCACUGGCAUCCUCUCCGUCUGUGGUGGCGAAGAUGGCUUGGCAACAGUAUUGGGCCAUGAGGUAUCUCACAAGCUCUGCAACCACACUGCCGAGAAGACGAGCGGUGUGAAGAUCGUGCGCUAUCUGGGCUUCGCCCUCGCUCUUGCCGGCCUCGACUGGGGCAUCUCCAACGUUGCCCUGCAAUAUUUGAUGAGCUUGCCCAACAGUCGACGACUUGAAGUGGAAGCGGAUGACCUGGGUCUCAAAUUGAUGAGUCGGGCGUGCUUCGAUCCUGAAGAGGCCCCGAAGCUUUGGUGAGUAAGAGAUGCCCUAUAACGCUGGCUCCGCGGACACGAGAGCUGACCAUCGCCCCAACUUGUGUCUCUUCUCGUGUACACAGGUCUCGCAUGGCUCAAAUGGAAGGGUCGGGUGUUCCCACUAUCAUGUCCACCCACCCUCAA